This is a messenger RNA of Astrephomene gubernaculifera, 649 nucleotides long. The record is from the annotation of a GenBank genome assembly. Lineage: Eukaryota; Viridiplantae; Chlorophyta; Chlorophyceae; Chlamydomonadales; Astrephomenaceae.
CUUGUUUCUAACGUCCCCAUUCCUCUUGGCCCCUUCCUAGGUUUUUUGUCGUACCCUCCCUCUGUCUUUCUUUUUUGUUGUUUUAUUCCCGCUUUUUUCGUUUUCCUUUAUUGCCUUAUUUAGUUCACACCCCUCUUUGCUCUUUAUACACCCCUACUUGUCACCAAGGCCCCUUCGCAUUUACACGCCACUCACACACGUUUUCUUUCUUAUCCCUCCCUUUCCCACUAUUUUCUUUAUUACUUAACCCCUCCUUUGCCUUUCCCUAUCGCACGUCCGGCGCUCUCGUGGCGGCUUCCAUGGCGGCUUCUCUGGCGCUCGGUUUCCUCUCUAGAUGUGAUGCAAGACGUGCUGCAGGACCUCUUCAACCACGAGGCACCCGCAGCGGCGGCCCCCUCCUCCCCCUCCUCCCCCUCCUCCGCGCCGCACCAGGACGGUGUGUCCGCCGCUGUCUGCUACGAGUUCAGCCGUACGGCGCCCCUCCAGGGGCUGCUGACGCGGCUGGCGCUGCAUGCGCUGCUGUUCGGGAACGCCAGGGCGGUGGCGUGGCUGUGGCAGAGGUUCGUCCGCGAGCUGCGGUUCGGGUGCUGGGAUGCGGAGCGGCCGCUGCCCCGCAUGACCCCACCCGGCAGCAGCAGCGGCAGCGGCA